Biomphalaria glabrata is the source of this 1988-nucleotide messenger RNA. RefSeq names its product collagen alpha-5(VI) chain-like. Lineage: Eukaryota; Metazoa; Mollusca; Gastropoda; Planorbidae. The record is from RefSeq and is a predicted model, not a curated record. The coding region runs from base 168 to 1967 and encodes 599 amino acids. The transcript has 16 exons.
ACGAGAUUCGAAAAGGUAGGGGACACAACUGCAUUACACUUCCUUGUUAGUGUGUUUAUUUUUAAAGGCAUAUAGGAGGACUCUCAUUGAGCUGGUGACAUUUUCGUUGUCGGGUUACCUUUUUCUAUCAAACGCAAGUAAAUGUAGAGUGUAAGAACCAAUUCAAAAUGAUUCAUUUGGCCAGAGUUUUCUGCAUAUUUUCAGCUCUUGUUGUGCAAAUAGUUCGUACCACUCAAGGACCCAUUGAUCUGGUCUUUGUCCUAGAUGGAUCUUCGGACAUUGGAGACUUUAAUUUUAAACUUUCUAUACAAGCUGCCUCAGGAUAUUUGGAAGAUGCCAACAUUGGACCGAACAGAACUCGUGUAGGUGUAGUAGUCUACAGUACAGAGGUGGGGGAUUAUGUGCCGCUGAUGUCAAAUAUACCCAUCUUGAAAUCCAGUAUUAUGAACUUCACGUAUCCAGCAAUGACCAGGGCUACUGAUGUCGGAAUUAGAAAAGCCGUGGACAUCUUGACCAAGGAAAAACGAAAUGUUUCCCGGGUGAUGGUGAUUGUCUUAUCUGGGAAGUCGGACAACAGAACUAAAACGAAGCUGGAAUCAGAACUUGCACAAGCCAAAGGUAUAGACAUUUGGGGUCUAGGUAUUUUCCCCUACUUAAGCAUGACUGAGUUGGUAGACUUAACAACUAAUGGAGCGAAGCAGGCUUUUGAAAUAGAAAAUAUUAGAGACUUCUUUGGAGCCUUUUCCAGUUUACCAGCAGGAGAAAUCAACAGCAUCUAUACAUAUCGUGAACCAGUGGAUCUCGUGUUUGCUAUUGAUGUGUCCUUCGAAAUUGGAGAAGAAAAUUUCAAACUCAUUCAGAGCAAUGUUUUGAAAUGUCUUGGUUUGCUCUUUAUUGGCCCAUUGGACACACAUGUUGGUGUAGUGCUAUCCACAUCUGUGUCUCCACCUUCAAUCCAGCUUCAGUCAGACUACGAAACUAUUUAUUCCAGUGUAUCAAGUAUCAAGUUUUCUGACAGGGUCGUGACCACUGACAAAGUUCUAGGUACUGCUGUGAACAGUUUGCUUGCCACCCAGAGGAAAUUGUUCAAAGCUGUAAUUCUCAUAACCGACGGACACUACAUCAACAAGUACAGAAAUGAAACGCACGAUGAAGCUAUAAGAGCGAAAAACAAUAACAUCACCCUGUGGGGAGUUGGCAUUGAUUGCACCUUUCCUCUCACCGAGGACUUGUGUCGUAUCUCUGAGGCGUUCUACCUGAAAGAUUUGUUGACAAACAUACAGACUCUGGAGUACAGCGACACAGUGACACCAAAUGUCUGUAGUGAUGUCAAGUUCCGGGACUUUUUUAAAGUACAGACUACCCACAACGUAGAUCUGGUUCCAAAUACGAGUUUCAUAUCCAGGGGCCUCUUGGACUGCGCAAAGGGUUGCCUUUCCCUGGAUUCGUCAUGCUACUCAUAUAGUCAACGAGAUCAAUCCUGUGCAAUAGGCACUUGCUACUACUCAGACUCUGUCAGCGAGACCAGCCCUGACAUGUAUAUUGCGUGUGAUACAAGAAACGGCUUUCAACUGAAGAAUUACGGACAGGUCAAUGCGUGUGUAUGGAUGUCUACUAGCAAGUCGACCUACUUUAACGCCAGAAACGACUGUAAAGCCAAAAACUCUCAUCUCUACACAAUGAAAAACCCAAUGAAACGAAAGCUACUGGGCGACCACUACGGAGAUCAAAUGUUCUGGAUUGGCUUGAAUGAUAUUGACGUCGAAGGCACUUGGAGAUGGGAGGACGACAAUUCCGCCUGUGACCAGACUUGGAAAUUACAACUCUUUUCACCUGGUGAAGGCGCCAACGGAACUAGAACUGAAAACUGUGCUUUAUUUAAUUACUAUAAAAAUUUUCUCGCAGUUGAUGGAAACUGUAACUCGGUAUUUCUAUAUCUAUGUGAAAAAUAUUUUUUCAGUUUUUAAACCAAUACAAACAUUCAAGCA